Messenger RNA from Spirodela intermedia, 3774 nucleotides. Lineage: Eukaryota; Viridiplantae; Streptophyta; Magnoliopsida; Alismatales; Araceae. The record is from the annotation of a GenBank genome assembly.
AUGUUGCUGCAGAAAGCCCUAGCCCACGCCGCAGUGGCCUCUCCAUCGCUCACAAUCCCUUCUGUUCGGAGACCACUCAGAUCUUCUGUUCCCCUUAUCGCCUGCUCGUCGUCAGUCCGAUCGGAGGCAGCGAGCUCUUCCUGCAACGAGAAGCAGACAGAGGAGAGGGCGGGACCGAUUGCAGAUCCGCCAUCAAAGCUUUUCGAGUCCGCGGCCGUCUCGGCGGGACCCUACCCCGGGGGACUCGGCCCCCACACCGGUCGCGAUCCUAACGUGAAGAAGCCGGGGUGGCUGCGGCAGAGGGCACCGCAGGGGGAGAAGUACUCGAGGCUGCAUGAUUCACUUGCCGAGUUGAAGCUCAACACUGUGUGCGUCGAGGCCCAGUGCCCUAACAUUGGGGAGGUGGGUGAGUUGGCUUUAGAAAUGUCCUCCGUUUUCUUUUUUUCUGUUUCUUCUUCCUCGUUUCAUCUUUCCAAUAUUUUGGUCUCGUACUAAUCAUUCUCUGAUGAGUUCUAGCUCGCUGUCUCAAAUCUGUGUUUGGAUCAGAACUGGCUGCUUUUCUCGAUCAGAAUAUGGAUUUUUCACCGUCACGUUGAACUCUAGAUUUCUGCUUUUGAGGAUUUAGUUCUGUUUAACACCUUUUUUUUGUCCAUUUAGGUUUCCAAAUUCCAUUCAAUACCCUUUUUUCUGUUCUUUUAAUCUUCCAAAUUCUUUUUUUGUGCUUUUAGUCUUCCAAAUUCUUUUCAGCACUCUUUUCUUGUUCAUUUAAUCUUCCAAAUUCUUUUCAAUAUCAUUUUUUUGAUGAUUUAAUCUUCCAAAUUCUUUUCAAUACCAUUUUUUUGAUCAUUUAAUCUUCCAAACUCUUUUCAAUACCAUUUUUUUUAUCAUUUAAUCUUCCAAACUCUUUUCGAUACCAUUUUUUUUAUCAUUUAAUCUUCCAAACUCUUUUCAAUACCAUUUUUUUUAUCAUUUAAUCUUCCAAACUCUUAUCAAUAGGUUUUUUUUGUUCUUUUAAUCUUCCAAAUUCUUUUCAAUACCAUUUUUCUGAUCGUUUAAUUUUCUAAACGAGGCCGUAGUUUACAGGUGAUCGUCUACGUAAUCAUCUCAAUUGGAGAACUUAAUUAUCACUCAAUGCGGGCUCCUGGUUUCCUCAACAUCCCUAGCUGUAAUCAUGUUUUCCUUUAGUCAUUAAUAAUAUCAUAUUCUUAGAUCCAUCUGUUAUUAAUUUGCGAUUUUAAACUAUUCUCUGCACCGGAAACUGUCAAUCAUUCUGUAUCAGAUCGCUGUUCAUGAUUUAUACAUCAUUUUCGAAUCAUUUGUGGCAUCAGGGUUAUGGAUUAUCCUCUAGCAAUUAAUCCAGCUCUUGAAGAUUGCGCUCCAUUGAUGGGGUAGCUUGCUUUUUUUCUUUUCAAUUCUUCCCAAUCCCUUGCUCCAUUGAUGCCAUUAAUGGGAUCUGGAAUGGCAGGAAGAGCUAAAUCCAGCUCUAGAAACUAUUCCAGCUCUUGAAGUUCACGCUUCUCCUCUGUCUUACCAGUAAAUACUCACUUACAUUAUGGGUUAGCAUGCUUGUUUCCAAUCCCCAUGACCUGCUUUUUUUGCCAAUUCUGCCUAUUCCUGCUUCAUUGACGCCAUUAAUGGUAUUUGGAAUUGCUGGAAGAAGCCUGAAGGAUCAGAACUCCCCACUUACAGAGUGUGGUGCUUGUUUUUCAGUGCUGGAAUGGAGGGGGAGGUGCAGGUGGUGAAGGGGACGGCAUCGCGACUGCAACCAUCAUGCUUCUUGGCGACACCUGUACUCGCGGCUGCAGAUUCUGUGCCGUCAAAACCAGCAGAAACCCUGCUCCACCGGAUCCCAUGGAGCCUCAGAACACCGCAAGGGCAAUAGCCAGUUGGGGGUGAGUCUCCAUUUUUAUCCCUUAGAACACCCGAAGUAGAAAAGAAGGGGUCGAUCCCUCUCUCUUUCCCAUUUCUUCAUGAUGGGUGGAAAUUCUUCAGAAAAAGAUGAAAAGAUUUUUACUUUUUAUGGGUAUUUUUAAUUGUUAUGAGUGGAUAAGAAAAUGUGGGUGUGUUCUAAAAAAAUCUCCUUUUUUUUCUGGCAGCGUGGAGUACAUUGUACUAACUAGCGUUGACCGAGAUGAUCUGCCUGACGGAGGGAGCGAUCACUUUGCGCAGACAGUCAAGGCUAUCAAGGUGUAGAGAUUAUUUUCUAAUGAUGCUAGUUGACUUUUGCAUUGCAUUUUGCUUCAAUUAUCGACGGAUGAAAGAUUUUAAGUCAACUCGAAGAUCUAAGGUGGAAGAGACACCGUUGACUUUCAGAGCCUGAAGCCGGAGAUCUUGGUUGAGUGUCUGACGUCGGACUUUCGAGGGGACUUGGAGGCGGUGUCCAAUUUGGCCACCUCUGGGCUGGACGUGUUUGCCCACAACAUCGAGACCGUGAAGCGCCUUCAAAGAAUAGUGAGGGAUCCUCGUGCUGGGUAAUAACCCUACAUUUUUCCUUUUCACAGUAAUCUCAAGUUCUCAAUUUCUCUCUCCGUUGACCAUACAACUGAUCUCCAACUGUAGCGGGUGGGAGCUUAUUCUCUGAGUCCAACAUCUUGAUUCUUGUGGGUCUUUCAUGCCAGAAGUUUUAUAUCUGCGACUAUUCAAAUUCUCUUCUGUUCUAAGUUCGAUCGAAAUAGAGUGGACUUCUUCGUUCCUCUCGUCACUAUAUUCUGACGUCAUUAAGAAAGACAACCAUGAUCAGGUAUGAGCAGAGCUUAUCCGUUCUCAAGCAUGCAAAGCAGUGCAAGCCGGGAAUGGUGACCAAAUCGUCCAUAAUGCUGGGCCUCGGAGAAUCAGACGAGGAGAUAGAGAAAACCAUGAUGGACUUGCGGGCCAUGGAUGUUGACAUCCUGACUCUAGGACAGUAUCUGCAGGUGGGUUGACUCUUGAGCGAACCCACGUCAACUGUUUCACUGUAGAACCGACCAAUAUCAGGAGUUGACUCUUUGUCCCCACUUGCAGCCGACCCCACUGCACUUGACGGUGAAGGAAUAUGUUUCUCCCGAGAAAUUUGCCUUCUGGAAAGAAUAUGGGGAGCAGCUCGGCUUCCGAUAUGUAGCCAGUGGUCCUCUGGUUAGUUCUUCCCCUCCCACAGCCCCUCUCCCUCUCUCUCUCUCUCUCUCUCCCUCUCCAAGUUUUAGUCAGCUCCUUCAAUGUCUCUGGUUUCUCUCUCUCUCCAAGUUUUAGUUGGCUCCUACAAUGUCUCUGCUCUUUCUCUCUCUCUCUCUCUCUCUCUCUAUCUAUCUCUCUCUCUCUCUCUCUCUCUCUCUCUCUCUCUAUCUAUCUAUCUAUCUAUCUAUCUCUCUGUCCCCCCCCUCUCUCUCUCUCUCUCUCUUCUCUCUCUCUCUCUCUAUCUAUCUAUCUCUCUGUCCCCCCCUCUCUGUCUCUCUCUCUCUCUCUCUCUCUCGCUCUCUCCAAGUUUUAGUUAGCUCCUACACGCUCUCUCUCUCUGUCCCUCUCUCUCUCGCUCUCUCCAAGUUUUAGUUAGCUCCUACACGCUCUCUCUCUCUGUCCCUCUCUCUCUCUCUCUCGCUCUCUCCAAGUUUUAGUUAGCUCCUACACGCUCUCUCUCUCUGUCCCUCUCUCUCUCUCCCUGCGAGAUCAUCAGGUUUGAUCUAAUUUGGGUCCGGUGAUCUAAUGUUGGAUGGUGGGUCUGGCCUACUUUUCCAGGUUCGAUCUUCCUACCGAGCAGGCGAGCUGUUCGUCCAGAACCUAGUGAGAGAAAACAAGAGCUAG